AUUUUCAGCAUCAAGCCAAUGUGAUGGGGCCAAGCAAGCCAACUAUGUCUGGUGCUACAUUUGCAUUCACUACCCAGCUAUACAAGAAUGAAGCAAAAGCUUUACAAACACAGCUCCAGUUUAAUAGAAAUGUUCCUGCAGUUCCAGAGAACUUGGCUCUCAGAUUCUCUAACCCCCGUCCAAUUAUAAUAGAAAAACUAAAGGCAUCCAAUGAUCCGAGGAAUCUAGCUGGAAGCGAGGACCCCAGCAUAAGAAGCUCUGGUAUGUUUUCAGUGGUAUCUGAAGAGAGACUAAAAUUGGCUAUUCAGCUAGCCAAGAGGGACAUAAAACGAAGACAUCUUGAAGAGCAAGUGAAACAGCAAGUGUUUGGAGAUGCUGUCAAUAAACCAUUGUUGGCCCAGAAACCACAACAACAAAAGACUGAAGUAUUUGAAAGUCCAGAAAAUAAAAAUGCACUGAAGUCUCAAACUUGCUUGAAAUAUCAGCAGAAACUUGGUCAGCCUUCCAAAGUGGAGACUACCACCUCUGGCGCUAAAGUUUAUCUCUACACACCGAAUGAGGGAAAGCUAAUAUCAGCUGUUUUGGACUCUCCACGCACCCAUGACACAGGACCGGGCCCCAAGCCAAAUGUAAACAAAAAAGAAGAUAAAAAUGUUCAGGAAGUCCGACGGCUCCAAAAGGAAUUGAGGAACUAUGUCCAGAAAAUUGAAGAACUGACUAAAAAAGGGAGAGAGAGAGAAAUUUUAGAUCCUGAUAAAGAGCAACGAGUUUGCACUAGGAGACAGAAACAAGCUGCACGGUCAGCUCAGAUGCUCUAUGUACUCCAGCAACAGGUAAAAGAAAUUCAGGAUGAUUUAGAGAAACUGAGUCCUCAUAAAAUCAAACAUACUAAAAAGUCUCGAGCAGUAUCCAGAUUGGCGGCAGCACACAGAGGAGCUGUACGAGCCUUGCAGGCAUUUGCCAAUCAGUUUACAGAUCAAACGGAGCAGCAGAUUCCUACCCACUGCAAGGAACUGGGCAGUCUCAUUCGACAACUGUCCCUCUGUUCUGCCAAACUGGAAGUGGAUUCUUCCAUUUCUGACAUUAUCAUAGAUAUUUUGCUGCAAGUUGAGGAUCUGGAUUCACUGCUGGAAAAGAAACAAACACCAAAAAAAAUGAAGAAAUGUAUUUCAGCAUCUCAGGGCAAAUCUCCAAGGAACACUGAGACAUUUCCAUCCAGAAAGCAGUUUGCAUCUCCAAAAGGAGAAAACAAACCUCUCGUCUUAAAGGGACAGCACAGACAAAAACCUAGAAAACCUCCAGCUGCCAGGAGUCUCUUGACUGCAGUUCAGAAGGCAAACAGUUGUGCUCGUAUAUUGCACAAUAAAUUCCGAGAAGAAAAUGACCCACCUACCCCAGAGAGAAAUGCCACUUUACAAGGAAGCAUAGAUGCACUGGUGAGAGCUAGAGCUGUAAAAAAAGAUCCCAUCCUUGAAAGUGGCCCUUUGAAGAAGAAAGGUGUGUUAUUAACUGCAAAAUCACAGGGAAUGCUGAAAUCUCUAAAAUCAAGACAGGUACAGCCUCAAGGAAAGCAUGCCCGAUUUCAAGAGACAACUAUAGCUUUCCAGCUAAAAGAGAACAAACAACUUGUUAAGGAGAGCAGAAUACCCUGCAUGCCUCCAAACCCUACUUCUCCAGCUGUUUCACCUAAGCGGUCACAAAGUGCUUCUCCAAGCCAGUAUGCAGACAAAGUUGAGAAGGCAGUACGGGAGCGCUUAGAACCUCUGCUGGAUAGGACACAGGUAGUUGCAGCAAAUGCAGAUAUUCUGAGUGAAAAGCUAUUGGAUGAUCUUUUGGAAGAUGCUGCUCAGGAACUGUGGAGUAUGGAGCAGCAUGAGAGACUCCAGUCUGAGGCUCUGCCUAUGGCUGACACUCACAGUCUGGAGUCAAUGUUGCAAAGAAUGGAAGAAAUUGAAAGAUACCAGGAGGCUGUACGCAGGAGAUUCACGCAGAUUGCAUACAGUGAUUCAGAGUUCUGGGCCCAGGAAGACAAAAUGGAACAACAAAUUGCAUCAAUAGCUAGAAGACCUACAUCUCCUCAUCCAAUUCAGAUAACCAAAUUAAUCAGACGCACAGAGCCAGAAAUGGACAUUUUAUUUGAAAAACUUUUUGAUGGCAAUGAUAUUGAUGAAAACAAAGAAGCAGAGGAGAAAUUGCGGACAGGAAAUGACAUUCUGCAGCCCUUGACUAGGAAUUCUCUACAGAAAGAAUGCUAUGUGUCUCUCUCUGUGCCAAAGCAUAUGCUCCAGAGCAUCUUGGAUUAUAACAGCAGAUACAAGCAACACUUAAAGCUUAUUUUCCAUGAGGCGGUAGGCAGUUUCAAUCCAUGGCAGAUUGCUGAGAGUCUUGCAGAGCAACUAACAGAAGAAGCCCUGUGUGAUGUGGCAGCAGAACUGCAGGAUGUUUGUGAGGAUUAUGCAGAAGCUGUGUUCACGUCAGAGUUUUUGCAGCCAGCGCAGUGAAUGCUUUCAAAUCUGCCCCAUUAUCAAAUGCAAUGUCAGCCUCAGUCUAAAAGUCUUAUCAGAUGAUCUCAUUUUUCAUGGUUUUUUAAAAGUCUGUGAGAUUCUGUUCACCAGAUGAAUUAAGUCCAUCAAGGAUUCAUCUCAGGUUUUUAUAAAACCAUUAUCAUAAUGUUUUCCUUUUCAGACAUUAUUGUACUGCAUUUAUCAGGACUUUUUUUUUUUAAGCCAGUGUUUCAAUAGAAUGAACUAAACUCUUACAGGUAAAGUUUAUGUAUUUUGAUAGGAGUACUGAUCCAUUUGUGUACCUGUAUUACUUCAUUCAUUUUUAUGUGUGAACUUAUUAAAGUACAAUACUGGGAGGAGGACUGGGUUCAAGCAGUGUCACAGACUUAACUGUACUGUGUCUCAAUUUUCUGCUUUAAAAUUGAGAGAAUCUGACUUACCUACCUCAUAAGGGAGCUGUGGGUUUUAGUUUAUCCUUCUCAGUAAAAUGCAUUGAAUAUAUCUGACAGUUGUGUCGGAAGAAUGAAGCAUUAUUGUCUAUCUAAAGCCAAGAUGGAAUAGUCCAGAGUAAAAGCUGUUUGGUUUGCUGUUUAGGGCUUUCAGUAUCAUGUAAGAAAGAUGUUGUCUGACCACCAUGCUUAGCAUAUAUUAGGAUUAGUUCUUUUGGGGAUGUGGCUAUCCAAAGGAAGGAUUCUCAUGGCACAGUGUUAAGUAGAUGUAAACACUUAGCAUUGGCUGUACUCGUAGGCCAACAGUCUGCUUGGACUCUUGCAAUCAACUUCUGAAUGUAGUACCUCUUCUGUUGGUUUCUGAAUAUCACUAGUACAUUAUGCACAGACAAAUGAGACCUUUCAAUAGAAGCACAUGAUGGAGAUUUUCUUUCUUUUUUAAUUAAACUAGUCUAAAAUAUUAUAAUUUUAUCAGCAUUUAGUGAUCCAACCCCACAUUCUGUACUCUUAAGAAUUCCAUUGAAAUCAAGAACAACAAAAUAAAUGAACAACUGGCAUUUCUGCAAUAUUGAAUUAACUUGUUCGUUUCAAGUAAUCAAUGUACUAGUUCGGGUUAUGUCUGGAGGGAGCAAUAAGUAAUAAUUAUUUAUGGUAGUAUUCUAGGGAAAUGCGAAUUCAACCCUUGAGGUAACCCAAAAAACAAUAUAACAGUCUGUUUCCUUUGACAAUUUUUUUUUCUCCAAUAGUGUUCAACCUAUAACAGAAUAAUUUUUAACCUUCCACGAUUAUUUUUAUUUCCUUUAAUUAGAACAUAUAUUUUCAAAAUAAUUUUGUUUUUAUUGA
Molecule: messenger RNA, 3796 nt
Organism: Gavia stellata (red-throated loon)
Lineage: Eukaryota; Metazoa; Chordata; Aves; Gaviiformes; Gaviidae
Product: KIAA0753 ortholog
Exons: 14
Coding region: 24-2501 (825 amino acids)
Biological process (GO): protein localization to centrosome; centriole replication
Cellular component (GO): centriolar satellite
Source: RefSeq, a predicted model, not a curated record